AUGUCAACAAAAGCAUUAAAAAAGAAACAACAUAUUAACGUACAACAUGUAAAUAGUAGUUCGGAUGAGGGAAGUGAAAAAAAAGUUGUUGUUGUUGUUAAUAGUGUAAAACCAAAAUUUUCAAUGUUAAACUUAUCAGACGAAGAUGACGACAAAAGUGACCAAGAUGAAAAUGAAGAUAAAAAAGAUUCUGAAUCAGAAGAAUCAGAAGAAGAAGAAGAAGAAGAAGAAAUUGAAAAAGAGAAACCUCAAGCUAAAGAACAAUUAUCUUCAAAACAACAAAAACAAAAGCAACAACAACAAGCAUCCAAAAAAAAACAAGCAAAGAAAAAACAACAACAAAAGAAAAAACAACAACAACAAGAAAAAGAUGAACUUGAAUUAAAUGAGAUUGAAAAAUCAUCGCCACCAAUAAUAUUAUCAGAAAUUGAGAUUAAAGAUAAAGAAUUUAGAGAAUUAUUUAAAAUUAAUACAGUUAAUUUAAACCCAGAUAACGAAUUGAAAAAAUUAUUUGGUUGUAAGAGUUCAGAUAUUAAAGGUCAAAAGAAAAAGAGUGUACAUCAUUUUAAAAAGAAAAACUAUAUAUUUGUUCAACCAAAACCUGAAUGGCCUGAUGUCAUGGGAGGAUUUAUGGUAAUGGAAAUAUGUAAUGAUGAUAAAGUACCAUCAUCACCAACAAAUGCAACAACAACCACAACUACAACUACUACUACAACCAAUACAGUAUCACCAAAAUUAAAAUCACAACAACAAUCUUUAGAUGGUAUAAAUUAUUUUAAAAUUAAAUGGGGUCAAACAUAUUCAAAUAUUCAAGAAGAAUUUUAUUUAGCAUUAACAACUCAUGACCCAAUGAGUUUAGUUGAAAUUAUUAGAUAUCAUCCAUAUCAUAUUGAUUCAUUAUUACAGUUGGGUCAAGUUUGUUUACAAACUGCAGAUUAUUCAAAAGCGGGUGAUUUCGUAGAGAUGGCAGUAUUUGCAUUUGAGAAUGUAUUCCAUCAUCUCUUUAAUCCACUCAAUGGUAAUUGUAGAUUCGAAUAUAGACAUGACCAAAAUAAAUCAUGUUUCUUGGCAAUCUUUAGAUUUAUUCAAAUCAUUGGUAGAAGGGCAUGUCAUAGAACCGCAUUAGAACUUUGUAAAAUUUUAUUAACUUGGGAUUACUCUGAUCCAUUGUAUGUACGUUUAAUCAUCGAUUACUACUCCAUUAGAUCCAAACAGUAUAGAUUCUUGGUAGAUUUAUUCACAAAGUUAAAAACUAUCACACCAACCAAUCAAGGCGAUCUAUCAUUGUUACCAAACUUUUGUUAUUCUGCUGCUUUGGCAAUGUAUCAUUUGGAGAGAGAGAAAUCAACAACAACAACAUCAACAUCAACAUCAACAUCAUCAUCGAAAUCAUCAAGUGUUGAAGAAUCAAGUGAUAUACUCUUACAAAAGGCCUUAAUAUCAUUCCCAAUGGUGCUUCAACCAUUGUUGGAGAAAUUGAAAACUAAUUUCUCAAUUCCAAAGAAUGGUAAAAUAAUAACACUUGAAAAUGAUCCAUUCUUUAAGGAUGACCCAUUGGAGAAACGUAUCGAUCAUUUGGUGACUUUGUUUGUCGAGAGAAAUUAUCAAUGUUGGCAAACUCCUGAAAUUUUAGAUUGGUUAAAAUCAAAUGUUAUCAUUGUAUUAGAUAAAGUAGCCGCCAAACAUCCAAUGGUAAAACAAUUGAGUGAUUCAAUCAAAGCAGAGUAUGAAACUGUGAAUCAAGAGGUCUUCGAUCAUUUAGUUCUAUCAGAAUACUCUGACGUUAUCAAUAGAUUAACACCAGACAUUAUCGAAGCAAUGCAUGCUGAAGGUUUCAGAGAUAUCCUACCACAACGUGAUCCAAAUCAAGCACCACCACAACAUCUUAGAAGAGGUGGUAUUGGUCAAGGUUUCCAAAUUCAUCAAAGAAAUCAACAACAACAAAGAAGAGUCCAACAACAAUUAAGACAAUUACAACAACAACAACAACAAAACUUACAACAUCAACAACAACAACCUUUAGAACCUUUAUUACAAGAGAAUCCAGAUUACACUGGUCCUGCCAAUCCAGUUUUAAAUUUCCUUCAUUCUUUAUUACCAUGGAAUGAUCCAUCCAUUCAAAGAGAACGACAAUUAGCAGCUACUCAAGGUACUCAACAACCAGCACCAGGAUUUUUAGAUGAUUAUGUUGAUUUUUCUGAUGAAGAUGAAAAUGAAAAUUAA
Messenger RNA from Dictyostelium discoideum AX4, 2223 nucleotides. It is a transcript of the gene tcf25, whose product is annotated as Nulp1-type basic helix-loop-helix domain-containing protein. The transcript is spliced from 2 exons. The record is from RefSeq and is a predicted model, not a curated record. NCBI's taxonomy places the organism in Eukaryota, Evosea, Eumycetozoa, Dictyosteliales, Dictyosteliaceae. Gene Ontology annotation, cellular component: nucleus; cytosol. The coding region runs from base 1 to 2223 and encodes 740 amino acids.